This is a messenger RNA of Lolium rigidum, 2088 nucleotides long. RefSeq names its product nicalin-like. Bases 16 to 1683 code for a protein of 555 amino acids. Lineage: Eukaryota; Viridiplantae; Streptophyta; Magnoliopsida; Poales; Poaceae. Gene Ontology annotation, biological process: regulation of signal transduction. The transcript has 14 exons. The record is from RefSeq and is a predicted model, not a curated record. Gene Ontology annotation, cellular component: endoplasmic reticulum membrane.
CACCGGCCGCCGGCCAUGCCUCCCUCCGGCGAGGUGCUCGCCUCCGUCUCCUCCGCGCUCGCCGUGCUGCUCCUCCUCCUCGCCUGCGUCGAGCUCGGCGACGCCGCCGCCGCCGUCGGCGUCUACCGCCUCAUCCAGUACGACCUCGCCGGCGCCCCGCUCGGCUCGCGCGCCGCCGCGCUCAACCACCACGCCGCCGCGCUCCCGCUCCCCGCGGGGGCCGACCUCUCCCGCUCCGCGCUCGUCGCGCCGCUGCUCGACCUCCCGCUCUCCUUCCUCCGAGAGUACCUGGCGGAGAAAAAGCAUCUUGGAGGGUUGCUCAUUCUACUCCCGACAAACCUCGGCGCUAAGAAUGGUGACGUAAACGGCGAUGACAAGGGGCAACCGAAGAGUGUGCUGGCUGAGCUGGAAAAACUGCUCGUGCAUGAAGAAGUGCCAUUUCCAGUGUAUUUCGCUUUCCAUGACGACAAUAUGGAUGACCUAUUGGCAGAUAUCCGUAAAAUUGCCUCUUCUGGCCAGCCGGCCUCUGCAUCGACAGGAGGAUACAAGCUUAUAGUACCAUCGGCGGAACCUAAAAAGGUGUCAUCUCCAACCAUUUCAAAUAUCCAGGGAUGGUUACCUGGAUUGAAAGGAGAGGGUGAUGCUGAACAGCUUCCAACUAUUGCCAUAGUUGCAAACUAUGAUACUUUUGGUGCUGCACCUGCACUUUCUGUGGGAAGCGACAGCAAUGGAAGUGGAGCAGUGGCUCUCCUGGAAAUUUCACGAAUUUUUUCACGCCUCUAUUCAAAUCCUAAGACCAGAGGCAAGUUUAAUCUUCUCUUUGGCUUAACAUCUGGUGGACCCUACAAUUACAAUGGGACUAGCAAGUGGCUUAGAAGUUUCGAUCAGCGUGUGCGCGAGAGCAUCGACUAUGCAAUUUGCUUGAAUAGUGUUGGUUCUUGGAGCAGUGAUCUCUGGAUGCAUGUAUCAAAGCCUCCAGAGAAUCCUUACAUCAAGCAAAUCUUUGAGGAUUUUUCAGAUGUCUCCAAGGAAAUGGGCAUUUCAGUUGGCAUCAAGCACAAGAAGAUUAAUGUGUCAAACUCUAGAGUAGCAUGGGAACAUGAGCAAUUCUCGAGGUUUAGGGUGACUGCACUAACACUUUCAGAAUUGUCUACCCCUCCUGAAUUUUUAGAAAGCACUGGUGGUCUGGCUGACACUAGAGAAUCAGCUGAUGUUGAGUCAGUAAUGAAGACUGUCAGAUUAGUUUCUGAGAGUCUCGCGAGACACAUCUAUGGAUUGAGAGGAAGGAACAUUGAUGUUUUCGCUGAGGACAGCAGCUUAGCUAUCAGUCCUCACUACAUCCGAUCCUGGCUGGAUCUGUUUUCACGGACACCACGAGUUGCACCUUUUCUUCAGAAGAAUGAUCCCUUUAUCGCAGCACUUAAAAAGGAACUAUCGGAGCAUACUGCUGAUGUGCAUGUUCAAAAUGACGUCCUUGAUGGCAUGUUCACUUUCUACGAUGCAACAAAAUCAACUUUAAAUGUAUAUCAGGUUGCAAGUGUUACUUUUGAUCUGUUGUUCCUUCUGGUGCUUGGUUCCUAUCUAAUCGUUCUCUUCAGUUUCCUUGUAAUCACUACACGGGGCCUCGAUGAUCUCAUUAACAUAUUCAGACGGCCUCCAUCACGUAAAGUCAAGGGAGCGUAGGAUAGAUUGGUUUUCGUGUACUAGUAACGAGGAGGAUCGCAGGCCUAGUUAGAAGAGCUAGACACCCCAGGAUGACAAGCUAGCUUUCACAGCAGAUAGACCUAUAAUUUCAAAAUUUUACUGUUGUUCUCUAGCCAAUGUGAGUGGCUUCAGAUUCUGCUAGGCAAAAAACAUUAUUUCUUUUGCACACGAGGAAUUUUGCUGUGUGUUAUAUUUUUUCCAUUUUCGUGGUUCUAGCAGUUUUGGCUACUGUGAAGUUGAAGGCCUAUCUGCACAAGAACAAUCAUCAUGACAGUGUCUUGCCGUGUUAUGUAUGGAUAAAACACCAACGCUGUACUCCUAAGCAUGUACUUGGACACAGUGAAAGAUAUCUUUUGAAUACUGUCAAAGCACAACUGCUGUGGA